AUGCCAACAUGGUGGCCUGAAUUUGCCAGAGAAGCAGCUAUCAAUGAGACAAGCGAUACAACUUUGAAAUCCGAGGAGUUGAAAAAACACACAUCACUUUCAAUACCUCGUAACUCUACAAUACUCUGUAGCAGCGACAACAACAUCCCUAUCAGUCUAAGAGUUUCACCACCCCUUCCUACCUUUACUUGGCCUACCGAGAAUACCUUUACAGCCCUCCCUACACGAUCCUCCCCAAUGUACGUAUCUACGUCGAAAACGCAUACGAUAGAGUCUUCCGAGAGGUUGUGGGAGGUGGAAGAAAUACUACAAAUGCGUCUUGUCCGAGGUCAAGGAUUGCGUGCAAAACGAGCAAAGCGAUAUUUGGUACGAUGGACGCCCAGUCUGCUGUCUGCUGAGAAACUCCAUUAUGCCCAAAAGACUUGGAAGAUCGUCAAGACGUCGCCGGGUAUACAUACAGACAAAGGAGGAGCCUUUUAUCAAAAGAUCAAAGUUCAGUGGGCUCCGUCGUGGGUAUCAUCCCUUGACUUUGGUCCAGCAAUGGGAGCAUGGGAGACUGCGAGCCACUUGUCAGUUUAG
Molecule: messenger RNA, 579 nt
Organism: Letharia lupina
Lineage: Eukaryota; Fungi; Ascomycota; Lecanoromycetes; Lecanorales; Parmeliaceae
Exons: 2
Coding region: 1-579 (192 amino acids)
Source: RefSeq, a predicted model, not a curated record